AAAGGGCAGCAGUCAUUAGAGCCAGAUAGGGACACUGAGAUGAGGGCUAGUGACCACAACCUGUUAUGACCAUGACAUCUGUCUCAGUGCUGACUGGUCAUGAGCUGGUCGGCUGACUGACAGACCGAAGCCGUUCGCACUCACUGACCUCAUGAGGUGCUCAUGGCGCGCCCUCAUAACCUCCUAUACCUGGAGUUUUCAAAGCGCUCAGAUGUAUAAAAGCGAUAUCAGAAUGUUUUAUACUGUCCUGUGUUCAGGAAUUUAAAGCACUCUUUCGUAUAAAAAGCGCUUAAGCAGGUACAAACUGAUGCUCCAAUGGCCCAUAUUAGCAGCUUCUUUCUGGACUCGAUCAGGUGCGCCCUCUAGCGUUUCACAAACCAGGAACACCUUACUGAGUGGCAGUUCUCCUCACUACACAGGCUCUGAUCUCACAAUAGCCAAUAACAGCGCAGGAGAGGGGCUCACAAUAGCCAAUAACAGCGCAGGAGAGGGGCUCGCAAUAGCCAAUCACGGCGCAGGAGAGGGGCUCACAAUAGCCAAUCACAGCGCAGGAGAGGGGCUCACAAUAGCCAAUCACGGCGCAGGAGAGGGGCUCACAAUAGCCAAUUACAGCGCAGGAGAGGGGCUCACAAUAGCCAAUUACAGCGCAGGAGAGGGGCUCACAAUAGCCAAUUACAGCGCAGGAGAGGGGCUCAGAAUAGCCAAUCACGGCGCAAGACAGACGUUCCGACUAUCCAAUCACGGCGCAGGAGAGGCGCUCCUACUAGCCAAUCACAGCGGCGUUUUCCCGAAAUCAGGUGUGAAACGAAACACCUCUUUCCUGCAUUGACUGAAGUUCCGCUCGACUCCGGCGCCGUAAUGGCUGCAGUGUUUACGUGUUGUCUGGGCUGUUGCGGCGAUGGAGCUUCGGGCCAGAUACCCCUCAAAGAGAUGCCCGCUGUCCAGCUCGACACGCACCGCAUGGGGACGGAUGUGGUCAUAGUGAAAAGUGGGAGGCGGAUAUGUGGGACUGGAGCCUGUCUCGCCAACGCCCCUCUACACCAGAACAAGAGCUACUUUGAGUUCAAAGUCCAGUCAACGGGUGUGUGGGGAGUAGGAGUGGCCACUCAGAAGGUGAAUCUCCACCAGGUUCCUUUGGGUCGAGACAGUCACAGUUUGGUCCUCAGACACGACGGCUCAGUCUACCACAACAACGAAGAGAAGAACCGCCUACCAGCCAACAGUCUGCCUCAGGAGGGAGAUGUUGUGGGUUUAACCUACGACCAUGUGGAACUGAACCUGUAUCUGAAUGGGAAGAACAUGCAGUGUCCAGCUUCAGGCAUCCGAGGCACUGUGUUCCCUGUAGUUUACGUGGACGACAGCGCUAUCUUAGACUGCCAGUUCAGUGACUUCUACCACACGCCUCCUCAAGGCUUCGAGAAGAUCCUGUUUGAACAGCAGAUCUUUUGAAGACCCGCUGCAGACAGAGUCACACAGAAGCCGUCCAGUGUGCUUGAGUGGAGCGAUGAUGUUGGAACGGAUGUUAAUGCUCCUCUGACUUUUCGCCAUUUUGCAUCUGCCUUCUCUGUUGCUGCUGCCGCCAUCGUCCACGGGAGACAAGCCUGUGUGUGUGUGUGUGUAAAUUAUCGUAACACUACAACGGUGAAAACGGUGAAAACACUAUCAGAUGUCUGUUACACGAGAGCGCCAAAUGAACAUUAUUUAAUUUUUAUUUAAAGCAGCGUUUAUCAUGAUUUUGUACCAUAAUCUGUUAUUUCAUGUUUCUUUGAUUUCAGAUGCCAGUGUCUUUCAUUUCAUUUUAUUGUAUUUGAUUUUAUUUGUUUACAGACUUUUCAGACACCACAGUAAGAGAACAGAAACUGACAUAUCCUGUGAUAAAGCUGGUUUUAGAAAAUCAUGAGUGUUAAAAUGGCUUGUUUUUGUUUCUACUAUUUACAUGUAAUCACUGAAAAUUGAACCAAAUUUACUUCCAUCUCGUCACAAAUGUGAAUAAAAGUGAUCUCUAAAUA
Molecule: messenger RNA, 2009 nt
Organism: Pygocentrus nattereri (red-bellied piranha)
Lineage: Eukaryota; Metazoa; Chordata; Actinopteri; Characiformes; Serrasalmidae
Gene: spryd7b
Product: SPRY domain containing 7b
Exons: 5
Coding region: 859-1449 (196 amino acids)
Molecular function (GO): protein binding
Source: RefSeq, a predicted model, not a curated record